This is a messenger RNA of Alternaria alternata, 1579 nucleotides long. RefSeq lists its product as hypothetical. The transcript has 3 exons. NCBI's taxonomy places the organism in Eukaryota, Fungi, Ascomycota, Dothideomycetes, Pleosporales, Pleosporaceae. The record is from RefSeq and is a predicted model, not a curated record. Bases 198 to 1262 code for a protein of 354 amino acids.
ACUGUAUUCUUGAUCCUACCUGUUUGCUUCUGCGACGUCGCGCCCGUCGUCUCAGCUAUUCAUUGCAGUACCCACGCCGCGCGCUACGUGCACAUCGCGCUCCCACCAAGCUCCGCAAUACCCGCUCACCAGCCUCGUUGGCCGUAGCUUGUUAGACUUUCCGCAGAAAAAACUGGGUAUCGCCCGACGCUGUGACAAUGGAGCAAGCGACACAGCAGCAAUCGCGCCCGCGCGGUCUCAGCUUUCAUAGUAACAAGAGCAACAAGAGCCGCGACAACGCAACCCCCAAGAGCCCGUCCAAAACCAAGCACGAAAGAAAGGCCAGCGACCACUACGAUCCAAACUCAAAGGCGAACCCCAACGCCGCCAUGAAUGAGCAGCAGCCCAUCGCUGAGGCCCUCACCAAGCCCACCCUCGCCUCUCUGCGCUCCUUCCAGCAUACCGACACGGCCGGUAACCCCAUUGCCGAUCCCGAUCUCUCCAACCCCACACGUUCGCGAUGGGAGCGCCCGCUCGACACAAUCCGCUCGUUCGAGGCUGCCAUUGAUGGCGAAUACAGACGACGCGCCCAAUCAAUGCGCGCCGACCAGACUGAUGUCAUGAGCGGUUACGGAAGCCGACGGAGCAGCUAUUACGGCGGCGGCGGCGGCGGAUACAACGACCAGAACCGCUUCUCGACCGCCAGCGGCUACUUUCCCCAAAGACAAACCCAACGUGACAGCUACGCCGAUGGCUAUGGGCAGGGUGGACCUGUGGGCGGACCACCGCGGUUGCGAUACGGCAAUCGCAUGCAGUCUGACCCGGGAUGGAACACGAGACAAAGCCAGCAAGGUGUUUACCCCAUGAACGGCUACCAACAGUCGCGCGACACAGUAAACACCAACGGCUCGAAUGGAAGCCACAGCGACGGCCCAUACUCAAACGAUCCAAGCAAUAGCGAGAACAGUUCCAUCGAAAGAGGCAUCCCCGUGCAACCACCACAACAAGAUAUGGGCUCACAAUACGGAUUCAAUGGAUUCGGAAGAGGCCCCAUUAUGGAGGAGUAUGCACAGGGGCCACCACCGCCAGCCCACGGCAUGCCUUCACAAAACGGCAUGGCACCACCACCCCCGAAACAUGCCGCGCAAGCAGCACCAAUCAAACUCGGCGGCGGCGGGCCACCAGCUACGGAGAACACGAGGCCGGCCAUGUUGUCUAAGAAGAGCAGCGAUGCAGGCGACAAGCGCAAGAGCUGGUUCAAGAGGCGAUUCAGCAAAGAGUAGACCUUGAAGUUGAAGGCCAGGUGGAAGAAGUACAUCGGCUAGCUUCUACGACGCGGGCUUGCCAUGAUGAUGAAUGAAUGUCUUCACCAUGGGCUCUGGAGUCCUCUGGUCGAACCACUGUUACGCCACCCUGCGUAUACAGCAUGAUGGCGUUUCUACGGCGUUUUGGGGAUGCGGGAAGGGUAUAUACCGCGAUUGUCACUCCUUGUAGGUUUGGAAGGUGCCGCUACAGUAGAAGCUUGCUCUUUGAGUGGCUGGUAAUGUGGUAAUCAUAAUGGUUUGAUGAGCAACAUUGACAUUUUCAUCUGAUUGUGGUG